UCGUGGCUGCAAUAGCCGCGCCCCCCAGCCCGAGUCCGUAUGGAUUCCGGGGAUGGCUGCCGCCUGGCCUCGGCCGGGGGUCUGGCUUCGGCUACCCAGAAGCCAAGGCAGGAGCCGGGGGCCGGGGCCGAGGCGCAGGCUCCUGGCGCCAGUGCGGUGGGAGCCCGCCGCUUCCUGCUCUGUCUUUAUGUGGUGGGCUUCUUGGAUUUGUUUGGUGUGAGCAUGGUCGUCCCUUUAUUGAGCCUUCAUGUCAAAUCUCUUGGGGCAAGUCCAACAGUUGCUGGAAUAGUAGGCUCCUCCUACGGCAUUUUGCAGCUCUUUUCUAGCACAUUGGUGGGCUGCUGGAGUGAUGUGGUCGGAAGACGGUCCUCCUUGCUGGUGUGCAUUCUGUUCAGCGCCCUGGGUUAUCUCAUUCUCGGAGCAUCCACCAGUGUGUUCCUGUUUGCCCUCGCCAGAGUCCCUGUGGGUAUAUUCAAACACACACUCUCCAUUUCAAGGGCUCUGCUUUCUGAUCUGGUCACAGAGAAGGAACGACCACUCGUAAUUGGACAGUUCAACGCAGCCUCUAGUGUGGGCUUCAUCUUAGGCCCCAUGGUGGGUGGCUAUCUCACUGAGUUAGAUGGUGGAUUCUAUUUAACAGCCUUCAUCUGUUUUUCCGUCUUCAUUCUCAAUGCUGGGCUGGUUUGGCUGUUUCCGUGGCGGGACGCGAAGCUCACCAGUACAGAGAUAGACCUGCCAGCGGCUAAGAACUCUGAGCUUCGGGAGAAGACAGACUGUCAAGUGCAAGAAGCGGCCCCCCACUGCCGGAGCAGGGCCCGUGGGAAGCCCUCCAGGCCGCCCUGGGUGGAGGUCGCUUCCGCACUGCGGGACAUGAAGAGCCUGAUAUUUUCCGAAAUGUGGGACAUCUUCGUGGUGCGCUUGCUGAUGGCCGUGGCGGCCAUGCUCUACUACAGCAACUUUGUGCUGGGCCUGGAGGAGCGCUUCGGGGUGCGGCCGCGGUCAGCUGGCUACCUCAUCAGCUACGGCAGCGCGCUGGGCGCCCUGGCCGGCCUGGCGCUGGGGCCCAUCCUGCGGUUGUACCGGCACGACGGCCACGCGGUCCUGCUGCACUCGAGUGUGCUCACGUGCGUGCUGCUGCUGCUGCACACCGCCACCCGCACCGUGGCCGUGGCCAUGCUUUGCUCCUCGCUGCUGGCCGUCUCCACUGCCGUGGGCAGGACCUGCAUCACCGACCUGCAGCUGGCCGCGGGAGGGGCGCAGGCCAGCGGCACGGUCAUCGGCGUGGGGCAGUCGGUCACGGCUGUGGGCCGGAUCGUCGCCCCCCUCCUCUCUGGGGUGGCGCAGGAGGUCAGCCCGUGCGGGCCCCCUGGCCUGGGGGCUGCCCUAGCCCUAGUGGCGAUUUUCAUAAUGUCAUUGAACAGACGCCGGUAUGGUGAUGGUGGCCGUGACAAAUUAAAAAAUGAGUAAAAUGGAACUGGACGCAAGAAACCAACUCCGAGGCUGUGGAGGAGGGAUUUCCCAACGGGUGUGAUGUGUUGAUAGACGCCCAGGUCCGGCCUGCUGGCCGAUCAGAAGCCAGAGCUUUGUUGAAGGGGAAGGUAUUAAAGGUUCUGUAAAAGCCUCCUCUUCCCACCCAGCCGGUGCGGUUGAAGUUUUCCGGGAGAAGCACUACCAGCUUCAGGGCAGGGGGAUGAUGGUGAGUUAAUAGAAGGUGAUGUACUCCCCUGCUAAGUAAAAACUACGGUAUCGCAUUAAUAAAGUGAUCCACUGGGA
Molecule: messenger RNA, 1773 nt
Organism: Hyaena hyaena (striped hyena)
Lineage: Eukaryota; Metazoa; Chordata; Mammalia; Carnivora; Hyaenidae
Gene: SLC67A2
Product: major facilitator superfamily domain containing 9
Exons: 6
Coding region: 40-1467 (475 amino acids)
Biological process (GO): transmembrane transport
Molecular function (GO): transmembrane transporter activity
Source: RefSeq, a predicted model, not a curated record